This is a messenger RNA of Mustela lutreola (European mink), 2523 nucleotides long. It is a transcript of the gene SHISA2, whose product is annotated as shisa family member 2. Gene Ontology annotation, cellular component: endoplasmic reticulum. Gene Ontology annotation, biological process: negative regulation of Wnt signaling pathway; negative regulation of fibroblast growth factor receptor signaling pathway. The record is from RefSeq and is a predicted model, not a curated record. Bases 185 to 1072 code for a protein of 295 amino acids. NCBI's taxonomy places the organism in Eukaryota, Metazoa, Chordata, Mammalia, Carnivora, Mustelidae. The transcript is spliced from 2 exons.
AGGGAGGGAUGGCUUAGGACUGGACGUCGCGGCAGAGGGCGGCUUGCAGAGCGCCGCGGAAGGGACCCUCGGGCGUCUAAGUCCCGGCCUCCGCACCCCUGAGAGCCGGGUCGCCGGGACCGCGACUUCCCGGAGACUUCUCUGCGCCCCCUGGAACCGCGCCGCCCGCGCCCAGGGUGGUGCCAUGUGGGGCGGACGCCGCUCGCCCGCCGCCUCCCCUCGGAACGCCGCUUCGCUCCUACAGCUGCUGCUGGCCGCGCUGCUGGCGGCGGGGGCGCGGGCCAGCGGCGAGUACUGCCACGGCUGGCUGGACGCGCAGGGCGUCUGGCGCAUCGGCUUCCAGUGCCCCGAGCGCUUCGACGGCGGCGACGCCACCAUCUGCUGCGGCAGCUGCGCGCUGCGCUACUGCUGCUCCAGCGCCGAGGCGCGCCUGGACCAGGGCGGCUGCGACAACGACCGCCAGCAGGGCGCCGGCGAGCCCGGCCGGGCGGACAAAGACGGCCCAGACGGCUCGGCAGUCCCCAUCUACGUGCCAUUCCUCAUCGUUGGGUCUGUUUUUGUCGCCUUCAUCAUCUUGGGGUCACUCGUGGCUGCUUGCUGCUGCAGAUGUCUCCGGCCAAAGCAGGAGCCCCAGCAGAGCCGCGCCCCUGGAGGGAACCGCUUGAUGGAGACCAUCCCCAUGAUCCCCAGUGGCAGCACUUCGCGAGGGUCCUCCUCCCGCCAGUCCAGCACGGCGGCCAGCUCCAGCUCCAGCGCCAACUCAGGGGCCCGGGCGCCCCCAACAAGGUCCCAGACCAACUGCUGCUUGCCCGAGGGGACCAUGAACAACGUGUAUGUCAACAUGCCCACAAAUUUCUCUGUGCUGAACUGUCAGCAGGCCACCCAGAUUGUGCCCCAUCAAGGGCAGUACCUGCACCCGCCAUAUGUGGGCUACACGGUGCAGCAUGACUCCGUGCCUAUGACCCCCGUGCCCCCUUUCCUGGACAGCCUGCAGACGGGCUACCGGCAGAUCCAGGCCCCCUUCCCGCACACUAACAGUGAACAGAAGAUGUACCCAGCUGUGACUGUGUAACUCGGGGUGCCGGCCGGGUCCCUUUACGAGACCGAGGAGCCCAGGGAGGCUGUGGACUUGGAAAUGAUUCUCUAAGAGGAAGUCCUCCCACCUUGCUGGUGCAGACAGCCCCGUUCUGUUGGAUGACUUCAUUUGGCCCCCAAGUGUAUGAAAACGUCUCUUCCCGAAUUAGCCUUUCUGCCUGCGUUUCAUCCCAGCGCAUGAUCAAUUUAUGAUGGAAAAAAGUAUCAACUGGAGAUGACUGUGUUGUUGCCCUUGGUUGUGUGACAGAUCAAGGCCUUAAGUGCCCUGGAAUUAUGGCUGUCAGAGGAGUUUUGUAACUGGGUAGGCUAAGGGGUCUUAUUAUAUCUUCAUUAGUGUUUCUUUCUUGUUUUUUGACAAAGGUCAAACACAGGGCAGAACACCUGUUCCCUCCCCUUGACCUGGGGAAGAUUCUUACAAGCAUCCAAGUUUCAGGGGAAGACCUAAAGAACAGAACUCUGAUGCAAGGACAGCCAGUUGGAAGUCCCUGAGAUUAGUCCUUGAUCUCAGUGUUUCCCAGGCACAUCUUAAUUUCACUGUAAAAAGAUAUAUAUAUUUUGUCUAUUUUUGUGCUUUUUGGGGGGGUCUAUUUUGUGCUUUUUUUUACCUUGUGUAGAGAUCUUAUUACAAAGUGAUUUUCUACAUUAAAAAGAGACCGAAAGAAAUUGUAUAGUCACUUAACUAAUGGCAUUUCAGAACUCUGGGAUUAUUUUAAGCUUGGAAGGAGCGGCUGGUGUAGUAAUACACCCGUUCCUCUCACUCUCGAUAGUACCCUCUAAUUUGCUGACUUCACAGUGACAUCUGAGAAGAAGCAAUUAGAUGUUUUUAUUUUGAAAUCAUAAACUCUCACCUGCUGCUUCUCCAGGUUACUUUGAAUUUUACCGUGGUAUGGCUUGGCAUUCAUUCUUUUUGGCUUUCGAAUCUCCAUGUCUCCGUAGUACCGUGCGCAAGUAAUUACUGUUAGAAAUGAAGACCAGCAUUUCUGCCUAGAUCUGUAAAACAUUUUCUUGUUUCCCUAUAAAAAGUCAAAGAAAUGCUUUACAAAGAUGCUUCAUCUGGCUUCUCAGCCAUAACCUGAGACUUGGGAUGAAAUUUAAACCACGAAUAGAAUUUACUUUGCAAAUCAUAAGGCUUUUUAUACUCUUGUUAUCAAAAUGGCUUAUUUUUCAGGCAGUGGGGACUGUUGAGUCAAGAGAAAAGCUUUUCAAAGAGAUAUUGCCUUUCUUCCCCCACAAAGUUAGUUUUUGUUUUCCUCUCUCUUUUAGUCCUCAGCAAGCACUGUAUUCAUUACUAAUGUUCUGAAUUAUGAAAUUCAAGUGAGUCUGUGUAUUGUUUACUUAAAAGAAAUAAGUCUAAGUGUGUGCAAGAAAUUUCCAACUGCUGGCAAAACCGAAGUUUGCAAUUAAAACAUUGUAAAGUGUGGUCUUUCA